GGAUGGAGGAAUCGAAGCUCUCCUCGGAGGGCUGAGUCCAAACUUCUUGUCCCACAGAGCCAAGAUGGAAUUUGGAUGCAGGAUGGGCGCCAGUUGCAUCUUGAAGUGCCAUCAGCUGUAACUGAAGUUCCAGAUCCCAAGACCACAGCCAGGCAUUCCCGCUUUCCAGAACUGAGGACCAUGGAGCUCUCUGACAGCGACCGACCCGUCAGCUUUGGCUCCACGUCAUCUUCGGCCUCUUCCCGGGACAGCCAUGGGUCCUUUGGCAGCAGAAUGACCUUAGUCUCAAGUAGCCACCUGGGCUUGUAUAACCAGGAUAAGGAAGCAGGGGCCAUAAAACUGGAGCUGAUUCCAGCCAGGCCAUUCUCCAGCAGCGAGCUGCAGAGGGACAACCCCACCGGGCAGCAGAACAUAGACAAGGGCAGCAUGGGGCAGCCCAGGACCCAGAGGCGAGUGGAUGCCCAUGGGCCACCCAAAGUGACCGCAGACUUGGCCACCAGCCCCAAGCUCCUCUAUGUGGAUAGAGUUGUCCAGGAAAUUCUGGAGACUGAAAGGACUUAUGUGCAGGAUUUAAAAAGCAUCGUGGAGGAUUACCUUGACUGCAUCAGGGACCAAAUGAAACUUCCCCUGGGGACAGAAGAAAGAUCAGCCCUUUUUGGAAACAUACAGGAUAUCUACCACUUCAAUAGUGAACUUCUGCAAGAGUUGGAAAACUGUGAAAAUGAUCCUGUGGCCAUAGCAGAAUGUUUUGUGUCCAAGAGUGAAGAUUUCCACAUUUAUACCCAGUAUUGCACUAACUAUCCGAGGUCUGUGGCUGUGCUAACAGAGUGCAUGAGGAACAAGAUGCUGGCCAAGUUCUUCAGGGAACGUCAGGAAACUCUGAAACACUCACUGCCUCUGGGGUCCUAUCUCUUGAAACCAGUUCAGCGGAUUCUCAAAUAUCAUCUCCUUUUACAUGAAAUAGAAAACCACCUUGACAAGGACACAGAAGGCUAUGACGUGGUGCUCGAUGCCAUAGACACGAUGCAGCGCGUAGCCUGGCACAUCAACGACAUGAAGCGGAAACACGAGCACGCAGUCCGCCUACAGGAGAUACAGAGUUUGCUCACGAACUGGAAGGGGCCAGACCUGACCAGCUACGGGGAACUGGUGCUCGAAGGAACCUUCCGCAUCCAGCGGGCCAAGAAUGAGCGGACGCUCUUCCUCUUUGACAAGCUGCUUCUCAUCACGAAGAAGAGAGACGACACGUUUACAUACAAAGCACACAUCCUGUGUGGCAACCUCAUGCUCGUGGAAAUGAUCCCAAAGGAGCCACUCAGCUUUAGUGUCUUCCACUAUAAGAAUCCCAAGCUGCAGCACACAGUUCAGGCCAAAUCCCAGCAAGACAAACGCCUCUGGGUUCUGCACCUCAAGAGACUGAUCCUGGAGAAUCAUGCAGCAAAGAUUCCAGCUAAGGCCAAGCAAGCAAUACUUGAAAUGGAUGCCAUUCACCAUCCAGGCUUCUGCUACAGUCCUGAGGGGGAGACCAAGGCAUUCUGUGGUUCUAAAGAAGGUUCUGCUCCGUAUCGGCUGAGAAGAAAAUCUGAACCUUCCUCAAGAUCACAUAAAGUUUUGAAGACCAGUGGAACAGCCCAAGACAUCCAAAAGGUGUCUAGAGAGGAAGGAUCUCCCCAGCUGACUUCAGCAGGGCCAUCUCCUGCCCAGAGGAACAGUCAGCCGAGCAGUUCUGCCAUUAUCAGCGUGCUUCGUGGGGGUGGAGCUAUCAGAAACAUCUGGACUGAUCACCAGAUUAGACAAGCCUUGUUUCCCAGCCGACGGUCACCGCAGGAGAAUGAAGAUGAAGAUGACUAUCAGAUGUUCGUGCCGUCCUUUUCCUCCUCAGAUUUGAACUCUACCCGACUGUGUGACGAUAGCACUUCCAGUCGCCCUUGCAGCUGGCAUAUGGGACAGAUCGAGUCCACAGAGACCUCCAGCUCUAGCCACAGGAUUGUCAGGCGUGCCAGCAGUGCCGGCGAGAGCAACACGUGCCCCCCUGACAUAAGAAUUAGGGACAGCGAUGGCUCUCAGUACAGUCCCCAAAGGGAACUGCAGAGCAGCCUUAAAACAGAGGAGCAGGAAGGGAUGACUCUUUUUGGGUCAUCUAUAGAGUUGACUAUUGAUGACAUAGACCAUGUCUACGAUAACAUAAGUUAUGAGGACUUAAAACUAAUGGUGGCUAAACAGCAAGAAGCUGAAUCCACUCCCCCCAAAUCAGCCAGGGACUCUGUUCGCCCCAAGAGCACCCCAGAGUUAGCCUUCUCAAAGAGGCAGGCUGGCCACAGUAAGAGCUCACUUCACGCGAAACGAGAUGGCACUCUCACAGGUCGAGAGGCCUUGAACCAAAGCACACAUGAACUCCAGGUGGUCGAGGAAAACAUCUAUGACACUAUUGGGCUCCCAGAUCCACCACCACGGGAUUUCAAAUGCAGCAGCCUAAAGCGUUCAAAGAGGAGCACCUUUCUGGGGCUGGAAGCCGACUUUGCAUGCUGUGACAGUCUGAGGCCCUUUGUGUCCCAGGAUAGCCUCCAGUUUAGCGAGGACGAAACUCCGUACCCUCUCAGUGCCCCUGAGCAUGAUUAUCUGAGCUUGCUGUACGGCUCCUCCAGCUGUAACUUGUCCGUAGCUGAUGACACUGUAUCUGAUAAACUGUCUGAAGAAGUAGAUGAAAUCUGGAAUGACCUGGAAAAUUACAUCAAGAAAAAUGAAGACAAAGCUAGAGACCGUCUCCUCGCAGCAUUUCCUGUGAGCAGGGAUGACGUGCCAGACAGGGUGCACGCCCAGAGCACCCCUGAGCUGAGCAGGGACGCGGCACGGUCCACGUCCACACUGUCCCUGCCUGAGAGCCAGGCCUUCCUCGCGCCCAUGAGAAGCGGGGCCAUCAGAGCUGGCCGGCCCAGCUGCCCAUUCAAAGAAGACCUGAUUUCCAAAGAAGGCUCCCUCAUGAGUCUUCACCGGCUCUCUCUGGCCUCCGAAAUGCCUCCCACGGACAACCCCUAUGACUUGGCCAACACCAGUCUGUCUCAAACAGACCUUGAAAACCCUGACCCUGCGAUGGAUGGCACAGAUAAGACAAAAAGCAGGGUUUUCAUGAUGGCAAGGCAGUACAGUCAGAAGAUCAAGAAGGCAAAUCAACUUUUAAAAGUGAAAAGUCCAGAGUUGGAGCAGCCACCAGCUGGUCAGCAGCAUAAAUCUGUGCCCAAAGACCUGGCCUCCAUCCUGGAAGAGAAGAGGCAAGGAGGGCCAGCCAUCGGUGCCAGGAUUGCUGAGUAUUCCCAACUGUAUGACCAGAUUGUCUUCAGAGAGACUCCCCUUAAGUUUCAGAAGGAUGGCUGGGCCCGCCCUCCAGAGGACUCCGUCCCCAGGUCUGCGUCUCCUUCCCAGGCCCAACAUGGCAGAGAGGAUUGGCUUUGGCAUUCAACCUAUAGUAAUGGAGAACUAACAGAUUUCUGUCCCCGGCCAGAACAAGACAUAAGGUCAAAAUAUCCCACUUUUGAGACCAGUACAAAAAGUACUCCUAGACAGUUGUCUGCAGCUUGUUCUGUACCUUCUCUUCAAACCUCCGACCCUCUGCUGGGCUCCACACAGAGGUGCAGUGUGGUAGUAAGUCAGCCCAACAAAGAGAACUCAUGUCAGGGCCAUCUUUACAACUCGUUGGGUCGGAAAGGAAUCAGUGCUAAAUCUCAGCCUUAUAACAGGUCCCAGUCAUCUUCUUCCAUCUUGAUAAACAAAUCAAUGGACUCCAUCAACUACCCCAGUGAAAUGGGAAAGAAACCACAGCUGUCUUUGCACAAAAGCUCAAGGUGUGAGAGUCACCAGGAUUUGCUGCCAGGUAUUGCUGACUCAUGUCAACCGGGCACUGAAAAACACUCAGAUCUUACACUCCGAGACUCACAGAAGGUUCUGGUAGUAAAUAAAAAUGUACCCUUAAAUAUCCAAAUAGCGACACAGAACUAUUUUUCCAAUUUCAAAGAGACUGAAGGAGAUGAAGAUGAUUAUGUAGAAAUAAAAUCAGAAGAAGAUGAGACGGAGUUGGAACUUUCUUAUAAUCGUAGAAGGAAAUUGGACUCCAAGAUUGUGGAUGCUGACUCUUCUGAUAAUAACUGCAGCAGUGAUGCAUCUUACUCUUUGAAUAGUCCAUGCACUCCAAAAAAGCCAAUAAAUAGCAAAGUUGGGCUUUCACCAUAUCUGACAUCAUAUAAUGAUUCUGACAAACUGGAUGACUAUCUUUGGAGGGGGCCAUCUCCCAAUCAACAAAAUAUUGUCCAGUCUCUAAGGGAAAAAUUUCAGUGUCUUAGUUCAAGCAGCUUUGCCUAAACUCUUAAUAAUAAUAGCUGCCUGAAUCACCUUCUUCUUAUGCUCAUAAGUUACAGAUGAGGUGUUUUAUAUGUACCAGAUUAAAACAAUUUUGUAAUAAUGAGAGGUGUAAAAUAUACUUUCCUUUACAGCACAACUUUUUGAAAUGGCUGACAGUGCAGCCAGGAUUGUACUGUAGCAAACGUCAGCAUCUAACAGUAUAUUUUCUGAUGCUGAUUGUCUCCCUGUAUUAUGCAAGUCAAUCUUACU
Messenger RNA from Cynocephalus volans (Philippine flying lemur), 4602 nucleotides. It is a transcript of the gene PLEKHG1, whose product is annotated as pleckstrin homology and RhoGEF domain containing G1. The coding region runs from base 76 to 4353 and encodes 1425 amino acids. The transcript has 16 exons. NCBI's taxonomy places the organism in Eukaryota, Metazoa, Chordata, Mammalia, Dermoptera, Cynocephalidae. The record is from RefSeq and is a predicted model, not a curated record. Gene Ontology annotation, molecular function: guanyl-nucleotide exchange factor activity; small GTPase binding.